AUGGCCGCUUCAAUUGCACCAAAAGCUAAAACUACCGUACUGUCUCUUUCAAAAAAGAAAACAUCCGCAUCUUCCCUCGGUGCACCUGCCCAACACAACCAGUCCAGCAGGAGGGGAAAGAAGGCAUGGAGAAAGAACGUUGACAUCGAAGACGUCGAGGGACGGUUAGAGGAGAUCCGGGAUGAGGAGCGGACAUUCGGAACAGCCCUGCAUGCGAAGAAAGACGAGGACUUGUUCAUAGUCGACAAGAAGGGCGACGAAAAAGUCCGCGCAUCCCUCAAAAAAUUCUCCCGUACCGCCCUCUCCUCCCACAGAAUUCUGUCCGAGCGCUCCGCCAUCCCCGCCGUCUUUUCCCGCCCCUCUAUAACCGCAAGCAAGCGCAAAUCUGUACCUCGUCUCACUCAUGUCGAGAAAGAUCGCAUGCUGCGCAUCGGGAAGCGCUCGCGGAAGGGCCCGCUGAACAGCAUCAUCGACCAUGAGCAGUUUGGAGAGGGGAGCGCACUGCUCGACAUCAGCGAAGCCGUAAAACAGAGCGGGCAAUACGACGUAUGGGUGGAGGACGUCGAAGGCACGAAAGUGAAGGCUCCAAAAACCCCAAACCCUCGUGCCAACAUAACGCUCCCCGCUAUCCCCGCGCCGCACGCUGGCACAUCCUACAACCCUCCCGCGUCCGAGCAUGAGGCACUCCUCCGCAACGCACACGACGUCGAAGCCGUGCGGGCCAAACAGGCUGCCGAGGCCGAGGCUUUCAAGGCCCGCAUAAUGAACGCGCGGCGGGAGAUUGACGAAAAUGAAGAGGCAAACGGGGUACCGGGAAUGCUUGUCGAUAAGCCAGAAGACCACCCCGAAGACGAGGCGGGCGAACCGCAGGACGGCGAGGCCGUGGUGCACAAGAUGCCCGAACGCAAGACGAAGCAGCAGCGGCGCAAGGCCGAAAAGCAGCGUGCAGAAAAACGCGUGCUCGCAGAAAAAGUAUACCGCAGAAGACUGUUGGCUUCCGUCGAUUCCGCCAAGCGCCUGCGCGUUGCCGCAGAAGCAUCACAGGCGACCCGUGCGCAGAUCCAGGCCCUACAGCAGGCCAAGCUCGCAGAGCGUCUCCAAAACGGCCUGAUGGGACUGCGCCUGGGCAAGCACAAGGUGCAGGAAGGCGCACUCGACGUGCAGCUCGGCGAGGAGCUGAGCGAGAGCCUGCGGGGCUUGAAGCCGGAGGGAAACCUUUUCAGGGAUCGUUUCAUCAGCAUGCAGCAUCGUGCUCUCGUCGAACCCCGUGUUCCUGUGUUGCCCACGAAGCGCAAGAACAAAUUCAAAGAGGUGGAGAAACAUGCUUGGAAGCGCUUCGACCAGGUGCCAGAGAGGUUUUAG
Molecule: messenger RNA, 1362 nt
Organism: Heterobasidion irregulare TC 32-1
Lineage: Eukaryota; Fungi; Basidiomycota; Agaricomycetes; Russulales; Bondarzewiaceae
Exons: 7
Coding region: 1-1362 (453 amino acids)
Biological process (GO): ribosomal large subunit assembly; rRNA processing
Cellular component (GO): nucleolus
Molecular function (GO): 5S rRNA binding
Source: RefSeq, a predicted model, not a curated record